Messenger RNA from Xenopus laevis (African clawed frog), 4472 nucleotides. It is a transcript of the gene arhgef25.L, whose product is annotated as Rho guanine nucleotide exchange factor 25 L homeolog. Gene Ontology annotation, molecular function: guanyl-nucleotide exchange factor activity. The transcript is spliced from 17 exons. NCBI's taxonomy places the organism in Eukaryota, Metazoa, Chordata, Amphibia, Anura, Pipidae. The record is from RefSeq and is a predicted model, not a curated record. Gene Ontology annotation, cellular component: sarcomere; cytoplasm; plasma membrane. Gene Ontology annotation, biological process: axon guidance. Bases 441 to 2696 code for a protein of 751 amino acids.
UGCUGCCUGGGACGUUACGGUAACUUGCACCAACAUAUGGCUCCUCUCCACUCAGAGCGCAGUGAGGCCAGGGAGCCUUUGCGAGGGAACUACUGCUGCUCAAAGGACCGGCUAUCCGCUCGCACUGGGACAUUUAUCGCUGUUUAACUCGCCUAUUGUUGCGCUCUUUUCUCUCUCAGACAAGUCCCACUGCCAGGAACAUCUCUUGUGCCACUACAGUAAACACACAGCCAGGCGCACUCUCAUCCACAGCCAAGCGCACUAUAAACACAGCCAAGCGCACUCUCAUCCACAGCCAGGCGCACUUUUAAAGACUCUCUCCCGAUUAUUGCAGAGGCUGAAGGAAGUCCGAUAGGUGCAGCACCCAGCAGUGACUGAGAUUGAUCCCCAGAGCGCUACAUCUGCAUUUGGAAUCUCGAAUUUGGAAUUUGGAGCGCAAGAUGAAGGCUGAUCGAGCGGGGCGCACAGAUCAGAUGUUCGGCGCUAUGGCAGACAUCCUGGGAUCUUUUGGACUUCCAAGCCACCAGUGGCUUCCAGACUCAGCCCCUGAGCACAGUAGAAAUGAGGAAAAGACAGACGGAGAGAAUUCCCCAGAUGGAGAGGAAGAACAACCUAAUGUGGACCCAGCUCAUACAGCUUCCAGUCUACAAGUUCCUACUGAUAGCACGUGCCCUGGGAUGGGCAGAACCAGACGCCUCUCAGACUUCCGUGCGUGGAUUGGAGAAAACUUCUUUCAUACUUCAGAAGAAGAAUCCUACUCUAUUGCUGGCAGUGAUGGGAGCAUAUCAGCUUCCGUGGCUUCCAUCCAACCACAACCUUCAACUAGUUCAGCACCCAGUUCCCCUGGAUCCAGGAGGUCAGUCAGCACCUUGAAAAAAUGGCUGACAAACCCAGUCAGGAAGCUGAGCAGUGGCAGCCAUCUAGAACGACAGAGUAAGAAAAUUGAAAGCAGGCCAAAGAGAGGCAUAACAGGCCGGAGAAGGAGUGCAGAUGAUGGAGGCAGGAGGAGUUUUGAUCUAGGAGUCUUGCGGAAAAUGGAUGAGUUUCGCCAUCCUGAGGACAAGGGUUCGGAAUGGAAGGAACAGGAUCACCCUGAUCAGUUGCCUGACCUAUCAAUAUUAAAUGAUUUGCUACAAGGAGUAACCACAGAACCCAACAAUAAGGAUCCCCACACAUCCUACCUCUCAGAUCCUACGGAUUCUUCUGCGUCAGAGCUAUCUGUUACCCCCUCCUUCCCCCCAGCAGAAACAGAAGAAGAAAAGAAGAGUGCCUUAGAAAAGAGUAUGUAUGUUUUGAUGGAACUUGUAGAAACAGAAAAGAUGUACGUUGAAGACUUGCGUCAAAUAGUGGAGGGUUACAUUGCCACUAUGACCACACAAGGAGUUCCAGAGGACAUGAAGGGAAAAGACAAGAUUGUUUUUGGGAAUAUACACCAGAUCUUUGACUGGCACAAAGACUAUUUUUUAGGUGAGCUUCAAAAGUGCCUUGAGGAUCCAAAUAGAUUAGCAUAUCUCUUCAUCAAGCAUGAGCGCCGGCUGCACAUGUAUGUGGUGUACUGUCAGAACAAACCCAAGUCUGAGCACAUUGUAUCGGAGUAUAUUGACACCUACUUUGAGGAGUUGAGACAACAGCUGUCGCACCGCCUCCAACUCAAUGACCUGCUUAUCAAGCCAGUGCAGAGGAUAAUGAAGUAUCAGUUGCUGCUAAAAGACUUUCUCAAAUAUUACAGCAAAGCUGGACAAGAUACAACAGAACUGGAGAAAGCAGUGGAAGUUAUGUGUUUCGUGCCCAAGCGCUGCAAUGACAUGAUGAAUCUAGGCAGGCUGCAGGGAUUUGAGGGAAAAAUUACAGCUCAGGGGAAGCUUCUGCAACAAGACACAUUUUUGGUGGUCGAGCAGGAGAGCAGCUUUCUGACACGCUGCAAAGAACGUAGGAUCUUCCUCUUUGAACAAAUAAUCAUCUUUAGUGAACCGAUUGAUAAAAAGAAAGGUUUCUCCUUGCCUGGAUACAUCUUCAAAAAUAGCAUUAAGAUUAGUUGCCUCGGCAUUGAAGAAUCUGUGGAUAAUGAUCCCUGUCGGUUUGCCCUGACUUCACGAGGUACAGAUAGGAGCUUGGUCCGUUACAUACUGCAGGCCUCGGCACAAGAGAUCAGGUUGGCUUGGAUAAGAGAUAUCGGACUGAUCUUGGAUAGUCAGAGGAACUUUCUCAAUGCUCUUCAGUCUCCUAUUGAAUACCAACGCAGAGAAAGCAAAUCCAGUAGUCUGGGCCGAAACAGUAACCUCCACAUUAUGGAAACUUCCCAUGGAGCGUUAAGGCCCCAUUCUUCUGCUUCUAUGGACAGGAACAAAGUUCCCAACCUCAAGUCAUAUAAUUCUUCCCUGCCUUCCCUUUAUUUGCCAAGCAAUCCUCGACAAGACAGUAGACAGUUUGGGAACAAGAAGGUGCAUCCAGCUCGGAAAGGUUCUCAUUCAGAUGUUCUCCCUUCACCGGCAAUCCUUUCGCCAACGCAUAUCAGCCUUGACUUCCAUCAUCCAGGGUCCUCUUCACCUACAGUGUCCAAUGGAACCUCACAAAGUGACUCCACCAGCCGGAAACCAAGCAUAUCAGAACGAGAACUACCUGGCUAUGCAUCGUCUCCUGAGGAUUUUGGUGUUCCUACUCCCAGGUUGGCCAAGCUGGAUGAAGAUGAACUGUGAGCUUUGCCCCCUUGUUCAGGAUUUGCCAGUAUAUCAGUUCCUGGAGCAAAGACUUUGGUCUAUGACCACUUGAGGAGUCAGAAAAUACACUUUUUAUUUGGCACAUGUCACAUGCCACUCAGCUUUUUACAUGAAACAAAAACAUCUGGUGAAAGAGUGUGAAGUCUGCUCGUCGGGAAGCAAUGUUAAUACGAGAACAUUCUUAUAUAUCCUAUAAACUCCCACUGCUGCAUGGGGAAAUUGACGACACUUUGUGUUUGUUCAUUCAUAUUUGGAGUCCUAACUGUACAGUAACUGUAUGAAACAAUGCUUUAAAUUGCCAAACAUGGCAGUUGUUAAGUCACUCUAUAAGGAUAUUUUUUUUUAAAUAUGUAUACAUAGUGUAUCUAUAAAUUCCCAGUUCCCUGGAUAGUAGAGAUCAAGACUUGAUGGUGUCAACACAAUGCAAAACAUCUUGUCUACUUCCAGAACUAUGGAAUCACUUGGGUCCUGAAAUUGCUUUGUCUGUGUGAUCAAAGCUUUCUGUGAUUUUCAUUUUUAAAUGCUCAGUGGUGCAUUACAAUAAUGGGCACUAAAAAAACAAGAAAACAAAUAAAUAUGUGAAGCUCCAGGACACAAGAAGGAACAAGACGAGCAGAGCUAAAGUGACACUUGUACAUUGCAGUGCUUAUAAAUGAUACCAAAUGCUUGCUAAUAUAAACACUCCACCCUGAUGGACCAAUGCAACCACUGUUACCAAUAUGGGGAGGGAUGUUGUACCCAGAGAGUUUUAUAUAGUGCCCAUGUUGCAUAUAGCUAAGCCAAUGAAAAAGCAGUCAGAAGUCUUGCAUGAAAACACUAUUUUGAUGGACACCAAAAUGAAUUUAUGGGCUUAACAGUUUUGUAUUGGUUUGAUGGAUUCUGAAUGACGUGUAUAGGAGAACAGUAGUAACUAUGGCUCACAGUUCAAGGUAGCAACAUUCUUGUUACAUUGAUCACAAGGGUUUGCUGGGCUCCCACUACACCGAAUGGAGUCAAGUUGGAUCCCAUUUUUCUAGAUUUCAAUAUAGAUCCUCCCCAACACAAGCAUAUUUUCACAAAUAAUUAUAAAGGUUGUGUGCUCUUUAAUCUUUCUGUCUUCAUUGUAAAGUAUGGUAAGAUAUAUACAACGCAUGGCUGCCCCUUUCAAGGUUUUGUCAUGAGACCUAUAGAUUGCGAAGAAAAAUUAUUUCAUAUUUAAGUUUGCUGAUGAGUUCAUGAUGUUUUUAAGAUUUUGGAUCUGGGAUAUCAGAUGCUUUCCAAAGUCUUGCCAACCUGUGUACAUACAAUAUUUGAGGAAUUAUGACAACAUCUCUUUCUGAUGUUGGCCAGGAAAAGCUGGCAAAGUGGCUAUAAGUUAGCGUCCAUAUAAGAAUGCGUGUGCCCAUGAUGAAUAGGGAAGGGGACAUGAGCACCAGAUACACAUGAUAUCUUCUACCCACUUACAUGCAUUUUGUCAAAAGUAGGUAAUAUGUAAUUAAUGUAAAUGUAAAAGGAAAUUAUUUAAGUGGAUAUUACUGUUCUGUUCAUAGCAAGAGAUGCCCAUAUUUUUCAGAUGUUGAAUUUUUCAUCUUCGAUCUUGUUUUGUACCCAAUAUAAAGAAGCCGGGAUAUUGCUCAGCCUUAUGAAGUGAUAUGAUGUACAUACAAAUAAAAUCCCUGGAAAACUUAAAGAGGUAGUUUACCUUUUAAUAUGUUAUUGAUUCUUAGCAACCUUUCAUUUUGUCUUCAUUAUUUCAAGUUUUCAAUUAUUUUUAUC